AUGGAAAAACUAAAGGCUAUUGAAGAGGAGGAAUUGCGUCUGCGUCAACGCAAGAGGGACUGUGCUCUCCAACUUGAGAUAGCCAAGGCUGAUGCAGAAGAAAAGGUACUUGGAGAAUUUGAGGAGCAGUCUUCAUUCAAGGGUUUGCAAGAGCUAUUUGCUGAAUCCACAGCUGGCGAGAUGGUUGGCAAGUGGUUGGCAGAUUCUCCACAUGAAGUACCCCCUGCAGAGUUGGCUCAUCCCGAGCAGUUUGUGAAACCAGUACAAGUGCCAUCGGCACAAGAAGUGUCCAUACCGGUGCAACCCACCAUACCAAGCUUGCAGCAGGAAAUGAUAGACACAAUGCAGCUUCCUAAAUGUGAACUGACUAAGUUUGAUGGAGAGCCACUCAAGUACUGGAUGUUUAUCAAAAGUUUUGAUGCUACCGUAGGAAACACCAGCGUUGGGCCGAAUGUGAAGUUGAAUCAGCUCUUCUAUUAUUGUGAAGGCGAAGCUUUGGCAGUUAUUCAAUGCUGUGCUGUAAUGGAGCCUCAAGAGGGUUAUACCAAAGCGAGGGAGCUGUUGCGUGAACGCUUUGGGAACGACUACAAGAUCACAGAAACUUGGGUCCAAAGGCUUACUGAAGGACCACGAGUUAUGCCUGGUGACAAGAAGGCAAUUCAGAAGCUUGCUGAUGAUCUGAGGAGCUGUACUGUGGUGCUCACAGCCAUGGGCAAACUUGAAGAAAUUGACACGAAGCGAAGCCUUGGGGCUAUUGUGAGGCGACUGCCACAAGUCCUUCAGUCCAAGUGGAGGUCGAAGGCAGUCACCAUUCUAGAUGACACGGGUCGUUAUCCAGGAAUAAACAAGCUGAUGGAUUUUCUUGACAAGUCCGCAAGGGAAGCAAACGAUCCUGUGUAUGGCUUUAAAGACAACAACAAGGAUAGGCCUGUGGUGAAGAAGGUUUCUAACUUCAGUGUCCAAGCCACCGGAACGCCUCGUCCUAAAGACAAAAAACCACUGAAGCAUGCAUCCAAGCCUGAUGCGGAAGGGAAGUGCGGCCAAGGUCCUUGUGGUGUUCAAGGAUGCAACGGGCGACACUCGAAGCUGCCGCAUGAAGCGUUCCAGUCAAAUAAAGGCAGUGAGGGCACGUCUGACCCGACUACACCUAGCAAUCAGGAUGUAGGAGCUACCAGCUAUGCAUGCGGUGGCAUGCAAACGCCUGCUAAGAUAGCCCUACCUAUAGUUGCAGUCAUGGUGAAGGGUAGUGAUCAGGAAGACUGGCUCAAGACGUAUGCGCUACUUGACCCGGGAAGCAACAGGUCCUUCUGCUCGGUGAAUCUGGCAAAAUCGCUUAACCUGCAUGGUAGCAAACAGUCUAUGCAUCUCAACACUUUGAGCAACAGUUCCCAAGUAGAGUCACUUAUGGUUUCUCUUGAUGUGACUGCAGUGGCCAAGACGCAAGAAAGCAAGAUUUUCCACCUGCCAAAGGUGCAUGCACUAAAGGAUUUCCCUGUACUUUGCGACAGUCUUGCCGGUUAUGACGAAACACAAAGGUUCACGCAUCUGAAGGGCAUACCUAUCCCUCAGGUAUCAAAGGAGGUUGUGAUGCUUCUGAUUGGUCAAGAUGCGCCACAUCUACUUGCACCUCUUGAGGUGAGACAUGGAAAGCAGGGGGAGCCAUAUGCAGUGAGGUCAGUACUGGGAUGGACAAUCAGCGGUCCUCUGAGUGACGGCACACCUCCACAGGUCACUUCGCAUUUUGUUCAAGGAACACUUGAGGCUCAGGUAGAGCGUUUUUGGAAGCUGGACCUUGGGGACAUGGCCUUAUGCGAUUCUCCUUCACUCACCGUUAAUGACAAGAGGGCUCUCAAGAUUUGGGAUGAUUCAGUCAAGAUUGUUGAUGGGCAUUAUCAACUGGCCAUACCCUUCAGGGCAGAUGACCCUAAUCUGCCAGACAACAAGGCGUUGGCUGUGAAGCGACUUACAGAAUUGGGAAGGCGAUUGAGUAAAGACGGCCGCCUGCAUGAUCGGUAUUCUGCUGAGGUUAAUAAUCUGCUGGCCACGGGUUUUGCUGAGAAGGUUCCAGAAGAUGAGCUUGACGGUCCACCUGGGAGGACAUGGUAUAUUCCCCACCAUGGCGUUUUCAACCCGAAUAAACCUGGAAAGCUGCGAGUCGUUUUUGAUUGUGCAGCAAGAUUCAAAGGCAGAGCUCUCAAUGAUGUUGUGUUACAGGGGCCGGACUUGACGAAUAAGCUGAUAGGUGUCCUCCUGCGAUUUCGGGUUGGUCGAAUUGCUUUGAUGGCCGAUAUAGAACAAAUGUUCUAUCAAGUUGGUGUGACACAGGAACACAGAGAUGCCUUGAGGUUUGUUUGGUGGCGCAACGGGGGUAUGAAUGCAUGUUUGGAAGUCUUCCGAAUGAAGGUGCACUUGUUUGGCGGGGUGUGGAGCCCGAGUUGUGCAAAUUAUGCAUUGUUGCGAGCAGCGGAUGAUUUUGGAGAUCAGUUUGUUCCAGAAGUUGCCUCGACUGUAAGAAACAACUUUUACGUUGACGACUGUCUCAAAUCUGUUGAAACCGUAGAAGGUGCCAUUCAGUUGUCCAAACAGCUGUCAGAGCUACUUGCCUUAGGAGGAUUCCGCUUGACCAAGUGGAUCAGCAACAGCAGACGGGUCCUAGAAACCAUACCACUUGGUGAGAGGGCAAAGGUCGUGAAGGAUAUGGAUCUGGACAGUGAGCGACUGCCCGUGGAGCGUGCCCUCGGGGUCUCCUGGGACACAGAAGAUGAUACGCUUGCUAUCACCACGCGUCCUAAGUUGAAAGCUCACACGAGGCGGGGAUUACUCAGUGUUGUGUGUUCUGUGUACGAUCCCCUUGGGUUUGUAUGUCCAUUUGUUCUUCGUGCCAAGAUCCAGUUCCAGGACGAAUGCCGCCUCAAGGGCAAGAGCUGGGAUGAUCCCUUGGAAGUUCACACUCAAGAGAAGUGGAUGAAGUGGCUUGACGACAUUCCAAAGCUCAGUGAGUUCAAGGUUGACAGAUGUCUUAUCCCAGAUGGCUUUGGUGAUGUGCAUGAAAAUCAACUGCAUCACUUUGCUGAUGCAUCCAAGGAUGCUUUUGGCUGCGUCUCCUAUGCUCGUUUUGUCAGUGUUGCUGGUGAGGUAAAUUGUACUUUCCUUCUUGGCAAGUCCCGUCUGGCCCCACUGAAGACGAUGAAAAUCCCGAGACAGGAGCUCACAGCAGCAGUCGUUGCUGCUCGAGUUGACUUGAUGCUUCGGAAGGAGAUUGGUCUGGGAGUGAGUGGGUCCACAUUCUGGACAGAUAGUGUGUUGGUACUUCAAUAUAUCAGAAACCAGGAGAAGCGCUUUCAUACCUUUGUCGCCGACAGAGUGGCAGUUAUCCAUGAUGUGUCAGUACCAGAACAGUGGCGAUAUGUGGGUACAGCAGUCAACCCAGCUAACGAUGCUUCUCGGGGGCUGGAUGCUAGCCAGAUGGUCUCCAGUGACCGAUGGAGGAAGGGACCGGAGUUCCUGUGGAAAUCUGAAGAGGAAUGGCCGGUGAUGCCAGAGGUGCCAAACCUUGACAAAGAUAAGGAAGUGAAGAGUGAGGCCACUUCACAAGCUGUGGAUGCAGAGGAGAAGUUUACUGCGAGGCGAGGCACCCCAGAAUGUCUGUAUUCUGACAACGGAAGCAACUUCGUCGGGGGAGAAAGAGAGCUCAGGGAAGCUUUGUCAAUGCUGCGCAAGGACAACAAGGUUAAUGGGGCGUUACUUGUUAAACACAUUGACUGGCGUUUCAACCACCCAUUGGCAUCUCACAUGGGUGGCGCCUGGGAGCGUCAAAUUAGGACGGUGAGGAAGGUGUUGGCAUCACUCCUUCACAAUGAAGUUCUCGAUGAUGAGAGACUCGAGACGCUCUUCUGCGAGGUUGAAUGCAAGAAGUCCAAGUGCAAGGCUCCAAACGCAGAUGAGAACUGUUGCGUAUCAUUGGGCCUAGUCUGCACCGAGCUGUGUGAGUGCAACAGCUGUGAUAAUAUGAACGCAGCAGAGGACAACACAGUCAGUGAGGAUGACAUUGAAGAUGUUGAAGAAGACACCUUUGAAGAUGAGGAACUCUUUUACAGGUAA
Molecule: messenger RNA, 4101 nt
Organism: Acanthaster planci (crown-of-thorns starfish)
Lineage: Eukaryota; Metazoa; Echinodermata; Asteroidea; Valvatida; Acanthasteridae
Biological process (GO): DNA integration
Molecular function (GO): nucleic acid binding
Source: RefSeq, a predicted model, not a curated record